This is a messenger RNA of Gigantopelta aegis, 618 nucleotides long. Its product is annotated as arfaptin-2-like. Gene Ontology annotation, molecular function: phospholipid binding; protein domain specific binding. The coding region runs from base 1 to 618 and encodes 205 amino acids. The transcript is spliced from 3 exons. The record is from RefSeq and is a predicted model, not a curated record. Gene Ontology annotation, cellular component: trans-Golgi network membrane. Lineage: Eukaryota; Metazoa; Mollusca; Gastropoda; Neomphalida; Peltospiridae. Gene Ontology annotation, biological process: intracellular protein transport; regulation of Arp2/3 complex-mediated actin nucleation.
AUGGACACUGAAGUGGAAGCUAAGCACCCACCUCAACUGCAAAUCGAUGAGGACGACACUCUUCAUAACGUAGACCUCACUUCUCUAGGCCAGCAACCAGUACUAAGUUUCCACAGCCCUGGAGAAGAUGAUGAAGAAACAAAGCCAACCACAUCUGCAACAUGCUCUGCUGAAGCUUCCUCAAUUGAGGAGCAUCCCCCAAACCAGCCAGAAGGAACAGAGCUUCAUAAAAGACAAACACGUUCUUUUUCUGAGACCACACAUUCAUUUAAAGAUUGGAGCGUCCAACACCUCCAAGAAUCUCAGAAAAAAAUUGCCAAAAAUGGAGAGACCCUUCUCUCAUCAAUGAAGUUCUUUGUGUCCAAUGUACACACUCUUUCAGCAAAAGCUAUGGAAGACACACUUAUAACUGCUAAAGCAUAUGAGACUACUCGUGUACUGUACGAUGCAUAUAGGAGUGACUUAGAAGCUGUCCAGAAAGCAGCCAAUACCUCACAGGCUGCAGCAGCUCGUGUUCCAGCUGUAAGAGCUGAAUUUGAAAAACACAAGAAACGUUAUGAACAAUUACGUUUUGACUUGGACAUCAAAAUGAAAUUACUUGAUGAAAAUAGGGUAUGA